GCCAACAAGCUACAUCAUGCACGGCUGCCACUUAUACAUGACGGUUGUGUACCGCAGGCUCGCCACACCCAUACCUACUCAGAUGCCAAGGAAGCCCUGAAAACUGGGGCAAGAAACGUAAAAGAGAACAUAAAAGAGGGCGUAAAAACGGAUUUGUCCGCUUGGAAGUUUGUAAAGUGGUUCGGCGCUGGCGCUGGCUUAGUAUUACUCGACUUCAGCUUCGCCAACUGGUACAACCGCCGGAAUGAGAGGAUUCUUCUUCAUGCCUUUGAACAUGGUUCCUGUCCAGAACCUGAUGUUAUGCGGGAACAGCUGAUUUACCGUGAGGUCGCUAUCAAGAAAAUGAAACGAAUUCUCGAGCCGAUCCCUGACCAUAGCUCUUAUCACGUCGUUGUCGGGAACCACAGAACUGGGAAGACCACAGUGGUCCGGCAGUGUGCUAGGGAUGUUGGAAAAGGGGUCAUUUAUGUUGAUGUCCCCCCUGUAUUGGAUAACUUCAUUGAUGAUCUUGCAAAGGCUAUUGGAUAUUCAUUCAAGAAGUAUGUGUCCUUCACUGAAUCAUUUAAGCGGAAGAUUCUAGGCAAUAGCGAGUCUGCUGAACAGCCCAGGUUUUUUCAUGUCCUGGAUGCCUUCGAGAGAGGAGCUAGAAAAUACAAGGCAAAUAACAGCAAACCUCCAGUGUUGAUCCUCGACAACAUAAGUAAGCUGGGCCAGGAAAAUGUCAAAUUACUAAAGGAUCUGCAGGACAUCGCAAAACUCUAUGCUGACCAGCGCAGUUGCGUUAUUGUGUUUGUCAGUAGCGAGAGAACAGUGCCACGCAUGAUGAUGCAACAAUCAUCGUGGUCACGCACUGAAAAAAAACCCAUUGUCAUCGAAGAUCUAACUAGCAAAGAGGCAUUCACCUACCUCCACAGCAAACUUGGCAUUGAGGAAAAGGUCACCGAUCAACUCAUUCAACUCUUAGGUGGCCGGAUUCGUGAUCUUAAGGAAUAUGGUAAUAUGAUAAAAAGUGGCGAAACAUUCGAAGGUGAGAGAGCAUUUACUAUCUGGACAAUGAUGAUG
Molecule: messenger RNA, 1062 nt
Organism: Funneliformis caledonium
Lineage: Eukaryota; Fungi; Glomeromycota; Glomeromycetes; Glomerales; Glomeraceae
Source: the annotation of a GenBank genome assembly